ACCGGACGUACGUCAUUACAUGAUUGAGUACAUUGUUUUCACUUGGGAAUCUCGAGUAUCACAUUAGCUGUUACAGUAAGUAGACCAUGAGUUUGCCAGCAGCCCCACCCAGCUAUGCUGAAGCUACAGCAGGAGAUAAAGAACAAGGAGCUGGUAGCUUCACUUAUGCCUCCCAGCCGCCCCCAAUGCCACCCCCAACCAUGUCCAUGCACCCCAGCUGGGCUUAUGUGCAUCCUGGCCCAAGUCCAGGAUAUUCCAAUGCAUAUGCUGCAGACAUGUCCUCACCCUUCUCUGACCCGAGCUCCAGCAGCAGCUUCGAUGGGCUCAGUGGAAGCAACUGGGAGGACAAGAAUGUCCGCCGUAUGUUCAUCAGGAAGGUGUUCUGUAUCCUCAUGGUUCAGCUCAUGGUCACAUUUGGUGUGGUGUCACUCUUCACAUUUUGUGAGCCUGUCCGGAAGUUUGUACAGUACAAUCGAGUUUUCUAUCUGACCUCAUACAUGACUUUCAUGGGAACAUACCUGAUGCUUGUAUGCAGCACAAAUGCACGACGAAGAUACCCUACCAAUAUGAUCCUUCUAGCCAUUUUUACUUUGGCAAUGUCCUAUAUGGCAGGCAUGCUAGCCAGCUAUCAUAAUACCAAAGUGGUGAUGAUGUGUGUGGGCAUCACAGCACUGGUGUGUUUGGCCAUCACACUCUUCUGUUUCCAAUCCAGGGUUGACUUCACCACCUGUCAUGGAUUACUUUUCUCCCUCAUGAUGGUGCUGAUGGUCACUGGGCUUCUGCUGUUCUUCACCGCACCAUUUGGAUAUAUACCCUGGUUGCAUACUGCUUAUGCUGGAUUUGGUGCUCUGGUUUUCACUCUGUUUCUGGCAUUUGACAUGCAGCUGCUGCUCGGCAACAGGCGGUACUCUCUGAACCCAGAGGAGCAUGUGUUCGGAGCCAUCUGCCUCUACAUGGAUGUGGUCUACAUAUUCCUUUUUUUCCUUCAGCUCUUUGGGAGCCGUGAGUGAGGUGUUCAUGCUGUGCCCAGGCUUUAGCCUUUGUCCGCUGUUACACACACAUACACACACACACACUCACACACCCUUCUCAGUUACUCCAAGGUUUGGUGAGGAGCGAACAGUCUUCCUUCAUUCUGUGUGGCAGUUGAAGUUUGAUGUGUGCUGUUGUUUUCCUUCUGGUCAUGGUUAGGCAGCUCUUUGCACACCUUGUAUGCACCCUCGCUGCAAGAUAACCAUGCUACCAGUCAGAUAUACACAUGCUGUUUAGGGUAGACAAUCACUGCACAUCAUUUUUGUAUUUUCAGUUCAAGUGAUUUGAAAAACCCUAGGCCAUCUGCAUUAAAUAAUAUUUAGAAUUCCAACAUACAAUAAUGAGAAAAAAAGUCAGUGUGUGUUUGAGUGUGAUUUAGUGGGGAAUAUAGUGACGGUACUUAAUUGUCAAUGGAUAUUAUCCCUUCAUUUGCACGUUGUAUAGUUGAAAUCAAUCUUAAACUUGACAGGCAGCUCUUUGCCGGCGAUCACUACAUGUAUAACAGUCCUUUCAACCUGAGUUUUGUCAAUCAGCAACAUUGUGCCGUGAAAUUAUACCAGAGCUAGAGAGGCCCUUAUGUGACACUUUAAAUUGCUUUUUGUGCAAUAAUCUGCUCUUGACUGGGGACAGAAGCUGGAGCUUACAAGUUGCGGUUGGUAAAUAUUUAGUGCCUGUGAAUGCUGGUUGAUAAUGAGGUUUCGGUGUUGUUGUAUGCAGCCAAUGCAGAUUUAUAAUAAAAAAAAAUUCUGUGUGCCAAAUAUAAUUCUGUCAUGUGACAAUAGCAGAGAUUUUAAAUGCGGCACUUGGUCCAACAGGUCAGUCGUGAGGUCUGCAAUGUAUGUCUAUAAAUUGCCUCGUAAAUUAACUCGUAAGUGUGUGAUGCUUGGGAGUUUUUGCUCAUUUUCAAGACACUUGAUUGCUUUUAU
Molecule: messenger RNA, 1958 nt
Organism: Sinocyclocheilus grahami
Lineage: Eukaryota; Metazoa; Chordata; Actinopteri; Cypriniformes; Cyprinidae
Product: protein lifeguard 2-like
Exons: 12
Coding region: 87-1010 (307 amino acids)
Biological process (GO): negative regulation of apoptotic signaling pathway
Cellular component (GO): membrane; endoplasmic reticulum; Golgi apparatus
Source: RefSeq, a predicted model, not a curated record